AUGAUUGCACCUCACUUCUCCUUCUCCCUUCCCUUCUGCACCCCACCUCUCCUUCCUGUGCAACUUCAUCAGCCUGCUGACGUCACUGGAGCUAGACUCGCCACUGGAGCGCGAAUCCCUCAACUUCAACGACCCUCCGCCUCCCCCAGUAGACGCCUUCCCUGCAAUGCGCUCGCUCACCCUCCUCUACCAGCCCUCGCACUACCGCUUCAUCGCCCGCUGCUCCUCCCUCACCUCCCUCACCCUCUGGCGACCCAACGCCUCCGCCCUCUUCUCCCUCGCCUCCUCCUCCGCCCCUCUCCGCCUCUCCCUCGCCUCCCUCACCAUCCAUUCCGCGUGGCUCGAAGCCGCACUCUCGCCGCUCGCCUCCUUCCCGCGCCUCGCCUCCCUCACCUUCCACAGCUGAAGCAUCGAUGCCUGCGAGUUGCACGCGCUCUCUCGCUCCCUCCACACCCUCACCCACCUCGCCCUUCUCGACUGCCCCUUAGUGCACACCCACUCCCUCACGACGCCCGCUCGAACCAACCCGGCUCUCUCCUCGCUCUCCUUCCAUACCACCCUUUACCGCCUCUUCAGUGCGCAAAGCCUCCAAGAUCUACUCUGCUCUUCCUCCUCCCGCCUGCACACUCUUGGACGGGCACUAGAAGGCGGCGGUAUGUGGACGUGCGCUCAGAGAUGGCAGCAGCACGCGCGGACAUGGUGGCAGCAUGCGACGACUUCAAGGCGCUCAGGAGGACGGCUGAGUGGAAGCUCAAGAAAGCUCACGCGGCAGCCACCAAGGCCCGGCGCACGCACGGCGAGUUUGCCCUGGCGAGCAUCCAGCAUGCCGUCGUGCUGGUCCGUGCCGCCAUGUCUCUCUGCCGGUGCGUGCAGGUGGCAUUGCGGGAAGCGAACGCGCGGAUCAGGUGGCACGAGGCGCUGGUAGAUGCCUGUGCUGCUGCCAAGGCUGAAGGGUUCUUCACUGCAGCUCUAGACGAAGCGGAGGAGGAAGGAGAGAGGGACGGGGAGAGGGAUGGAGGAGAAAGUGAGGUAGAAGAGCUGGUGGGAUUUAUCCCUGAAAACAACCUGCCGGCUGAUCUGGCGGACGUCAGUGAGACCCUGCUGGGGGAGGAGACCGGCAGGUGGCCGGCGUUUGUGGCGGUGUCGCAAGAAGAGGCGCGCGCGCUGCUGCACGCACUGAUGGAGCAGCUGGUGGUGCAGAUGGCCGCCAUGGCCCGUUGA
Messenger RNA from Closterium sp. Yama58-4, 1221 nucleotides. The record is from the annotation of a GenBank genome assembly. Lineage: Eukaryota; Viridiplantae; Streptophyta; Zygnematophyceae; Desmidiales; Closteriaceae.